Messenger RNA from Coregonus sp. 'balchen', 13806 nucleotides. The record is from the annotation of a GenBank genome assembly. NCBI's taxonomy places the organism in Eukaryota, Metazoa, Chordata, Actinopteri, Salmoniformes, Salmonidae.
AUGAAAUCUGCUGAAGAGGGUGAGUAGGCUGUUGCUGUUACGUUUGAAUGUCAGACUGUGUGUAAGAGUAAUAUAGCAUUCAUAAACGGUAAUUCAAUCGACAUUUGAACAGAUGCUUCUGCGUAUUGGAUAGCUGCCUGUCUUGUCUAGUGGCAACAUUUUCUCCUCAGGUGUCAGUCAAUGGGUUUAUUCUCUGUUUAGAUAGCCUCCUAUUAUACAGGUAUGAUAAUGUAAUGAAGCAUACUGAAUAAUGAGAUGAUUUUUGAUAGGCCACGUCAUUGUUAUCAUAUUCAUGGUAGCUACUUACAUUUUGAAAUAAAUAUUUGGUUUCAGCAAAAUGUUUAUUUAAAGUACCUACUAACAUUGUUUGUAUUGAAAUAAGAAAUAUGUUGAGAUUGCCAUAAGGAAUGAUUAACUUGAAACACAUGGGUCUUUAUUAUGAGCUCGACAUUAUAUUAUGAGGUGCCUCUCCUAUGAAUAAGGAGUGGUGGGGUUGGCAGUAGUGGAACCAAAGCUCACAUUCAAGAGGUUUACUCAAAUUGGUAAUCCAUGCCUCACUGCAUCUUCUUGCAUGAGUAAACACACCCCAUUUGAAGAUACAUUUACCCCAAAUGUACAGUGUUUCAGUGUGCAAGUCUAGAUUUACUACAAUUUAAUCAGAGAGCAUGCACAUAACUACCAGUGGUUCCCGUUGGUAAAGUGGCAUCUUCAAUGCGAUCCAUCAAGAAUUUGCAUAAAGACAUUGCAAUGCUGUGAUGUUAAGGCUAUUACAUUGUGAUUAUGUUGUGGGAGUCAUGCGGUGGUGCACUGAUGUCAUGUCUUUAUGGUUGCCCCAGUAGUCUCUUAAUUCACAGCAGACAGGAGCUCUGGCGACUGCAUGCUGUCUGAGACUGGACUAGUCUUAAGAGCUGACAGUAGUAAGAUUACUCAAAUCCCUUUGCCCUUAACCACCCCUUCCCCCGUUCUCCUCUGUCUGUGCCACAUGAGUAGUCAGUCUUUCUCUUAUGCCCUUAAAAAAGGUAAACUCAGCUCCAUCAUUCAUUGAAUCAGAUGGCUCAUUCAUCACAAAACCAACUGAUAUUGCCAACAACUUUAAAGAUUUUUUUCAUUGGCAAGAUUAGCAAACUUAGGCAUGACAUGCCAGCAACAAUUGCUGACACUACACAUCCAAGUAUAUCUGACCAAAUUAUGAAAGACAAGCAUUGUAAUUUUGAAUUCCGUAAGAGGUGAAAAAAUUAUUGUUGUCUAUCAACAAUGACAAGCCAAAUUAAGGUUCAUACGUCUAACAACUUGGGUGGAAAAUUACUGAGGAUAAUAGCUGAUGAUAUUGCCACUCCUAUUUGCCAUAUUUUCAAUGUAAGCCUACUAGAAUGUGUGUGCCCCCAGGCUUGGAGGGAAGCAAAAGUAAUUCCGCUACCUGGAAAAUUGCAAUUGGCUUAGAACAGGGCAGCACAGCUGGCCCUUGGAUGUACACAGAGAGCUAAUAUGAAUAAUAUGCAUGUAGAUCUCUCCUGGCUCAAAGUGGAGGAGAGAUUGACUUCAUCACUACUUGUGUUUAUGAGAGGUGUUGACAUGUUGGGUGCACCGAGCUGUCUGUUUGAGCUACUGGCGUACAGCUCGGUCACCCAUGCAUACCCCACAAGACAUGCCACCAGAGGUCUCUUCACAGUCCCCGAGUCGAGAACAGACUAUGGGAGGCGCACAGUACUACAUAGAGCCAUGACUACAUGGAACUCUAUUCCACAUCAAGUAACUGAUGCAAGUAGUAAAAUUAGAUUUAAAAAACAGAUACAAAAACACGUUAUGGAACAGCGAGGACUGUGAAGCAACACAAACAUAGGCGCAGACACAUGCAUACACACACACGAUAACAUUCGCACUAUACACACACGUACACAUGGAUUUUUGUACUGUAGAGAUGUGGUAGUGGUGGAGUAGGGGCCUGAGUGCACACAGUGUGUUGUGAAUGUAUUGUAAUGUUUUUUUAAUUGUAUGAACCUUAAUUUUGCUGGACCCCAGGAAGAGCAGAUGCCUUGGCAGCAGCUAAUGGGGAUCCAUAAUAAAUGCAAAUACAAAUACCCAGUGGGGGAGCUGGCAUCUUGGCUGGCAUCAUGAGGCUCCCCUUUUGGGUAGAGCUUGCACAUUUAGUCAUGCAAGCAAACUAGCCAUGUGGCACACACAGGUGAUACAUUUUCCUAUAGCUUUUGAAAGUAAACUAGCCAACAAAAAGUAUAGUAUUUGGUUCCUCAAUGUUUUGAUUGCUGUGGUACAGUGAGGGAAAAAAGUAUUUGAUCCCCUGCUGAUUUUGUACGUUUGCCCACUGACAAAGAAAUGAUCAGUCUAUAAUUUUAAUGGUAGGGUUAUUUGAACAGUGGGAGACAGAAUAACAACAACAAAAAUCCAGAAAAACGCAUGUCAAAAAUGUUAUAAAUUGAUUUGCAUUUUAAUGAGGGAAAUAAGUAUUUGACCCCUCUCAAUCAGAAAGAUUUCUGGCUCCCAGGUGUCUUUUUAUACAGGAAACGAGCUGAGAUUGGGAGCACACUCUUAAAGGGAGUGCUCCUAAUUUCAGUUUGUUACCUGUAUAAAAGACACCUGUCCACAGAAGCAAUCAAUCAAUCAGAUUCCAAACUCUCCACCAUGGCCAAGACCAAAGAGCUAUCCAAGGAUGUCAGGGACAAGAUUGUAGACCUACACAAGGCUGGAAUGGGCUACAAGACCAUCGCCAAGCAGCUUGGUGAGAAGGUGACAACAGUUGGUGCGAUUAUUCGCAAAUGGAAGAAACACAAAAGAACUGUCAAUCUCCCUCGGCCUGGGGCUCCAUGCAAGAUCUCACCUCGUGGAGUUGCAAUGAUCAUGAGAACGGUGAGGAAUCAGCCCAGAAAUACACGGGAGGAUCUUGUCAAUGAUCUCAAGGCAGCUGGUACUAUAGUCACCAAGAAAACAAUUGGUAACACACUAUGCCGUGAAGGACUGAAAUCCUGCAGCGCCCGCAAGGUCCCCCUGCUCUAGAAAGCACAUAUACAGGCCCGUCUGAAGUUUGCCAAUGAACAUCUGAAUGAUUCAGAGGAGAACUGGGUGAAAGUGUUGUGGUCAGAUGAGACCAAAAUCGAGCUCUUUGGUAUCAACUCAACUCGCCGUGUUUGGAGGAGGAGGAAUGCUGCCUAUGACCCCAAGAUCACCAUCCCCACCGUCAAACAUGGAGGUGGAAACAUUAUGCUUUGGGGGUGUUUUUCUGCUAAGGGGACAGGACAACUUCACUGCAUCAAAGGGACGAUGGACGGGACCAUGUACCGUCAGUUCUUGGGUGAGAACCUCCUUCCCUCAGCCAGGGCAUUGAAAAUGGGUCGUAUAUGGCUAUUCCAGAUGACAAUGACCCAAAACUCACGGCCAAGGCAACAAAGGAGUGGCUCAAGAAGAAGCACAUGAAGGUCCUGGAGUGGCCUAGACAGUCUCCAGACCUUAAUCCCAUAGAAAAUCUGUGGAGGGAGCUGAAGGUUCAAGUUGCCAAACGUCAGGCUCGAAACCUUACUGACUUGGAGAAGAUCUGCAAAGAGGAGUGGAACAAAAUCCCUCCUGAGAUGUGUGCAAACCUGGUGGCCAACUACAAGAAACGUCUGACCUCUGUGAUUGCCAACAAGGGUUUUGCCACCAAGUAUAAAGUCAUGUUUUGCAGAGGGGUCAAAUACUUAUUUCCCUCAUUAAAAUGCAAAUCAAUUUAUAACAUUUUUGACAUGCGUUUAUUUUUAUUUUUUGGUUGUUAUUCUGUCUCUCACUGUUCAAAUAAACCUACCAUUAAAAUUAUAGACUGAUCAUGUCUUUGUCAGUGGGCAAAUUUACAAAAUCAGCAGGGGAUCAAAUACUUUCUUUCCUCACAGAGGCAAUGUGAAAUUUGAAAAAAGUUAUAGUCUACAUCUGCUUUCCAAUUGGCUUAUUCAUCCCCCCUCCUCCCCCUGUAACUAUUCUCCAGGUCAUUGCUGUAAAUGAGAACGCGUUCUCAGUCAACUUACCUGGUAAAAUAAGGGUAAAAUAAAUAAAUAAAUUAUGGCUUUGGUUAUUUUUAGAGUGUAAUUAUUUUUGGCUCUUAUUUUUAUAUAUCUCACCUUAGUUAUUUUGUGAAGGUUGUGGCUUUCAGGGCUGGUGUGUUGAACUGUGUGUUGGUGGUAGUUUUAUUUCUGUGAUUGGGGAAACCCAUUUCGUUUUGAGUUCUCUGGUUUUGCUCUUAUUUGGAUACAGGAACAUGUUUACUUUCUGGAUCAGCGUGUAGAUGCAGUUUACACUCCAUCAUGAGCAACACCAUCGCAGCAGCAUUCUUUGUAAUUAACUGGCAACUGCAGUAUGUGUUUGUGUGUGAGCCAAUGAGAGUGUGUAUGGACCAUAAUUCUAACUCAUUCCAUGUAUUUGCUUUUCAGAUGCAUACAGCCACACCCCCAAUGUCAGUCUCUCCCAGGGCAACCCCUGCCUGCCUUCCCAAUACCACAGUCUCCAGUCUGGUUCCACCAUCUCAGUCUCCAUCAGCCAGCCUCCCAGCUACGGCGCCCACAACGACAUGAGGACAGUGGGUUACUACUCGUCCCCUAGCAUCUGUCCAAAUGGGGCACCAGCCCUCGAGAGCCCUCGUAUUGAGAUCACAGCCUACGGGCAGUUUCCUGAGGACAAGGUUGAAGAGAGCAACAACCUUCCUGUGGCUAAACGGGUCAACUCCAUCGUGACCCUGACGUUGCCCAACGCAGAUGGCUACCGUGAUCCCAGCUGCCUCAGCCCGGCCAGCAGUGUGUCGUCACGCAGCUGUCACUCCGAGGCCUCGUCCUACGAGUCAGGCUUCUCCUAUAACUACGAAAAUUCACCCCAGAACUCGCCUUGGCAGUCGCCCUGCGUCUCACCUAGGGGCUCCUCCUCUCUCGCCCUUCCAGGUGAUGCUUGCGCCCAUGCGGGCUCCCCCCGUCACUCCCCCUCCACCUCCCCCAGCACCAGUGUCACGGACGACAGCUGGAUGGGCCAGCAGGGCUCCAGGCCCAACUCCCCUUGUGGUGGAAAGAGGAAAUACAGCUUCAACGGAACCGCAACCUACAAGUACCCCUACUCCCCCAACCACUCCCCCGGGCCAUCCCCUCACACCUCCCCACGCCUCAGCAUCACAGGUGAGUCUUGGAUGCCUAACAACACCAACCAGUACACCAACUCAGCCAUAGUUGCAGCCAUCAACGCUCUGACCACAGAUGGUGUGGCAGACCUGGUGGAGGGCAUCCCUCUAAAGGCCCGGAAGACUAGCCUGGAGCCUGGGGCAGUCAGCCUGAAGGUAGAGCCUGGAGGAGAGGAGCUCAGCUCCGCGGAGCUCUGUCAGGAUGAGUACCCCUCCUCCCGCCUGCCCUUUAAGAAGGAGAACUACUGUGGGGGAUUACUGGAUGUGCCACCGCACCCAUACUCAUGGUCCAAGCUAAAGCAAUAUGUCAGGUAAGCUGAAGCAACACUUUGACUGACUGAAAUAAUAUUAAUUGUAAGGUUGACAGCUCCAAACAACUGAAAGUUAUUGAGGUCAAAGUAUAAUCGACUCAGAAAUAUACAAGCAAAGCAUUGACAAUCUGCAGUUGCAUCUUGUUACACUGCAAACUUGAGAUAUACUCUCUCCACCUUAGCCCAUCUCUGCCAGCCCUUGACUGGCAGCUGCCAUCCAGCUCGGGGCCGUACAGCCUGCAGAUCGAGGUGCAGCCCAAAUCUCACCACCGUGCCCACUACGAGACCGAAGGGAGCAGAGGGCCAGUCAAGGCUCUGGCAGGAGGACACCCUGUGGUGCAGGUCUGCUAUCCUCCUUAUACUCACAUACCAUACUCUAAUAUAGACUUGUCUGGAUGUAAUACUAUUAGCCCCAUCACUUCUCGGCUUACCACUUUCUCCGACCUACAGUGAGCUCCAAACGUAUUGGGAAAGUAAAAAUGUUUUUGUGCAUUUGCUGUUUGUUUUGGUUGUGUUUCAGAUUAUUUUGUGCCCAAUAGAAAUUAAUGGUAAAUAAUGUAUUGUGUCAUUUUGAAGUCACUUUUAUUGUAAAUAAGAAUAAUAUAUCUUUCUAAACACUUCUACAUUAAUGUGGAUGCUACCAUGAUUACGCAUAAUCCUGAAUGAAUCAUGAAUAAUGAUGAGGGAGAAAGUUACAGAAGCACAAAUAUCAUACCCCCAAGACAUUCUAACCUCUCACCAUUACAAUAACAGGGAGGUUAGCAUUGUUUUGGGGGUGGGUAUGAUAUUUGUGCAUCUGUAACUUUCUCACUCAUCAUUAUCCACGAUACAUUCAGGAUUAUCCGUAAUCAUGGUAGCAUCCACAUGAAUGUAUAAGUGUUUAGAAACAUAUUCUAUUCUUAUUUACAAAAAAUGUGACUCCAAAAUGACACAAUACAUUAUUUACAAUUAAUUUCUAUUGGGCACAAAUUAUCUGAAACACAACCAAAACAGACAGCAAAUGCAUCCAAUAAAUGUGUAAAGUCACAAGCUUGAUGUAGUCAUUACGUGUUAUGAAUAUGGGACCAAAUACUUAACUUUUUACUACUUUAAUACACAUAUAAGGGAAUUUGUCCCAAUACUUUUGGUCCUCUAAAAUGGGGGGACUAUGUACAAAGAGUGCUGUAAUGUCUAAACAGUUCACCCGAUAUGGAUGAAAAUACCCUCAAAUUAAAGCUGAUAGUCUGCACUUAACCUCAUAGUCAUUGUAUCAUUUCAAAUCCAAAGUGCUGGAGUACAGAGCCAAAACAACAACAAAAAUUGUCACUGUCCCAAUACUUUUGGAGCUCACUGUAUUUCUCCGAUCACUUUCUUUCCAACCUAUUUAUAUCGCCAGCGCUUAAAUAGAUUAGUGGGUAUGUGUUUUAUCAUUACACGACUGAUGUUAUUCGAAAGACGCCAUAGUUCUGAAUGAAAUACCAUAGGUAUGCUAUUAGACAGACCAGUCCGUUCAGUCAGUUCCUGUCCAGACGAGGGUGACUGAAACUUUUCCAUUACGUCUCAAGUGCAGACAGACAGUCGCAAAGUGAGGUACUGUGGCCAGUAAAGCUUAGUCAUGAGCUUAAACCACAGUAGCUUUGAUGGUCGAAUCAGAAGAAGUAUUGAGUAAUAGUAAUUCUUGGACUACAAGGCCGGUCUUCCCAAUCAUUGUACCACAUCACUGACUUGACUUCAACCUCUGAAUAAACCACUGAGUCUACAUUGAGAAGAGAAAGUAAGCCAUCAAAGGUUUCAGCAGGAAAAGUUUGCAUGUGAUAAAUAGUAUCUGGACAGUUGAACUUCUCACAUAUCCUUGUGUGGUAACACCCCAAAGUUUGCAACCACCCUGAGAUUCUAACCAGGAAGGCUACAGUGGGGCUGAAUGGGAACCUGAGAACGUAGCUAGCUAAGCAUGUUGUAUGAUCCUGUGUGUCUAAACACCAGAAUGCACAUCUGUACUGGGUAGCAUGUUUUUCUCUGUGAUUAGGUGCUAAUGAUUUAAUGACAUGGGGUCUGGGUUACUUUCAUCAUGAAAUAGUGUGUUCUUUCAAAACCUCCUCCUCCCUCCCCUCCCCUCCUCUUCCCUCCCUCCACCAGCUUCCGACCAAACACACAGGCUUCCCUUUGUUUAGGAAAGUUCCCGUCUGUAAUGCUGACAUCAUCAAUAGUGGUGUCCUGUGGAGGCGGCCAGGCCAGGCCGGGCUCAAACCACACACGUUUCUGGCAGCCUGAUGGAGAUGUUAGAAGGAGCUUAAGGCCACUCAAUCUCUCGCUAGCUUCCUGAUUACAUGGUACACUGUGGGUUGUGAGGCUGUGGACACUGGCUGACUGGCCCUUCUCUCUGGCUCUUCCUCUGAGUUAAACCUUGCCCAAACUGUACAGAGUUUGUUCUCGAAGCCGCUCUGGUUCCCUCCAUGUCGAGCACAGCUAAGCCUGGUGUUUUCUGUUCUUUUUGAAUGCCACGGCUGCUGCUGCUGCAGACCACACGCGCCAUUAUGCAGAUGGCAGACUGAGUUAUGCGCUCCUAAAGGACUGUGUGCGCUCUUUACUACAGUUAUGUCCUGGGUUUUAGGCUUAGCUUUCAUAGCUGGGUCCGAGGGAAUACCCCAUACUCAAGUCUGUGGGGGCUUUUAUGGCGAAAAUCAUUAAGUGAUGUAAAAUAAAGUGAGUGAAAAUAUCUAAAACUGGUGAAAGAUAAUACUGUAAAUGUAACCACUGAUAUAUUCAUUUUUGAUUAGCUAAAUGUUGAUUUUCUUGAUCAAACUAUGAACGUCAUGUAACCAUGCUAUUUUAAAUUACAUAUAUAUUUUUUUGAUGUGUUCAAGAAAACGAAAUUGGAGGUCAUGUGAACCAUAUUUUCAAAAGCAUGAUAGGACGAGACUGUGAAGUCAGCUGGAGGGGUGGAGAGAAAGAGAGAGAGGGUGCCCCUGUUGCCCUCUUCCCUCUCUCCCUCCUUUUUUUAUCUCUCUCUGGUGCCAUGAGCGGCCAGUCUUGACAUUCCUCUAGUGGGUGAUAAUACGAUCUAGGGAGGGGAGACUGCACUGCCUGUGCUGAAACAAGCUACAGUACCUCUCACUCCAUCACACACUCCCUACAGCCUAAAUAAACAGCAUUGCUAGGCAGUAACCCAUUUCCUUACAUAAAUAGACAGAGCUUUUGCAGGCUCUUAACCCUCAAAGGGAUCUACCUCUAAAUGGCAUGUUAUGCUUACUGCUUUCCCAACCUAAGCCUAGUUAGCGACCCUGUCCUCGUCCUCCAGUGGUGGUUGUUAUAGGGAGCUCCAUAGUUAGGGAUGUGGUAGCCGCGGAAGCUAGGGCCCACUGCUUCCCUGGAGCCCAUGCUCGUGACAUUCAUCAACAGGUCCCCACUGUGAUGGAGAAGCACCCAAAUGCUUACACAGUGUAGUCAUUCAUGUUGGUACAAACAACAUCAAUCUUCACAAAUCAAAGCAAUUUGAAGAUUACUUUAGAAGGCUUACAGACAGGCUAAAGGAGACAGAGAAGCGUUUUUUCAUUUCCGGGCCUCUACCAACAAUAGGUCACGGAAUGGAACACUUUAGUCGUCUCCUCUGGCUACACUACUGGCUUAAAUCCUACUGUUCCUCAAUGGAUUUGGAGUACAUUGACAAUUUGGACUACUUUUGGGAGAACCCCAGUUUUACAAGAGGGAUGGCUUGCAUCCAAAUAGGAAAGGGGCAAAAGUAAUCUUCUAUUCCCACUAUUUCACAGUGUUAUCAUCGUACUGCUACAGAUAACCAUAUUCCCAGGGGUAUUGUCAGUAAUAAUCUUGUGACCAUAAAAUUGAAUUCCACUGUUAGCUCUGUUACUGUUCGCCCAAUUGGGAAGCCCACUGUGGUAAACUCGUCCAGUGCUCAUACUUCAAAUACCAUAAAUAUGGAUUUCAAAAUGCGUAGAGGGCUUGGGCUGUUACAUAUCAGCGUGCAAAGUUUGAUGUCAAAGAUGGACCUUCUCGAUAUCUGGGUGCAUGACACGAGCCCAGAUAUUUUGGUUCUCACAGAGACUUGGCUAAAUGACUCGAUCCCAAAUAAGAACAUUGACAUUGCUGAUUACAACAUCUUCAGGUGUGACAGACUGAAAAAGGGGGGAGGGGUGGCUAUAUAUGUGAAAUCAUCUACUCUAAAUAUCACUAUCCCCCCCCAAAAAUAGUUUUUGGUUAUAGAUGUGGCCAUAAGCCAAAAUAUGUUACAACCUGUUAUGUCAUCUGAAUUAGUCGUUUUGGGGGAUUUUAAUUUAGAUUGGCUUACCCCUCUUAAAUUGCUUGUAAAUAUUGUAUGUUUUUAUUGCAUAGAAUGAUUGUGUACAGAGUGCUCUUGAAAAAUAGGUCUUGAUCUCAGUAGGAUUCCCUGUUUAAAUAAAUACAAAUACAAAUUAUGGUAACUCCUUUUUAAGUUCAUGCGGAAAGUAGACUACAGUCACUCAAUGGCUUUGCUGCCUUUCCUUCUUUUUUUUUACUAUGUCAGUCUGACCCCCCAUGCCAAGUUUUUUCUGCUAAUGCCUCCACUGUCAUAGCGUACAGAUAACAUACAUAGCGCCACACUCUGUGUCGGUGGUAGUCUCUACUAUCAGGUUUCAGAGUGGGUUUUAGGCUCCAUGCCGUCGCUCGGCUUUCUGGGUGGCUGUCAAGCAACACCUAUGGAGGUCUGGGAUUCUUUAAGAACCGUUUUGGACUGCAGCCGUUCUGAAUCCUGUUCAAUUAAAUAAUUCUGUGAUCGUCUCGCUGAUAAAAAGUUAACUCCGUCCACCGCUACAAAAAUGUAUCCCUGACCUUGAUCAAUGAGAGCAAUGUGUAAGCGACAUGGAUUACGUCCCAAAUGGCCCCCUAUUCUCUAUAUAGUGCACUAUUUUUGACCAGGGCCCACUGCACUACUGUUGACUAGAGUCCAUAGGGCUCUGGUCAAAAGAAGUGUACUAUGUAGGGAAUAGGAUGCCAUUUGGGACGCGGCCAUAACCUUUAGUUCACUAUAACCCAGGCUUAGUCCUGUCAGCAGGGUAAACUACCCUGUGAAAUCACAGGGCCGUUUGUCUCAGAUGGUUAACUGGCUCUUGGGCAGCCAGCGGAACGCUGGGGAUGGAGCUUCUGUAAUUUCAUGCUGUAUCGCAGCCCAUCAGUACUGACAGGGACUGACAUGAAUGGAGGAAAGAUGUGUAUGGGUUGUUGGCCUUGGAUAAAGAAAGAGUGAGGAGAAAAAUGGUAACUGUGUUUGAAAGGUAUCCCUGAGGUUUUUAACACGUUGUCAGGAGUUGAGUGUGUGGGGGGAUACUUUGUUUUUGACUAGACAUAAGUUGUUUCUUAUCUAUUAACAUUGUCAAACAAAUUCCUAUUAGCCAUUGUUGAUUGGCAAUAAGUUAUUAAUUGAAUUACAUUUAAUGGAAUGUAAUCUCUGUCUUUUCCCUCCAGCUCCACGGCUACAUGGAGAGUGAGCCCCUGACCCUGCAGCUGUUCAUUGGUACGGCAGACGACCGUCUCCUGCGGCCCCAUGCCUUCUACCAGGUCCACCGCAUCACCGGCAAGACCGUCUCCACUCCCAGCCAUGAGGCACUGCAGUCCAACACCAAGGUGCUGGAGAUUCCACUGCUGCCCGAGAACAACAUGCGUGCCAUGUGAGUAUUGUGUGUGUGUAUUCGUCUCUGUGUCUGUCUUUUUGUUGUGCCAAAUCAGUCAGUCAGACAUUUAUGCUCCUCCUCAAGCAACUCAAAUGAUGAGUGAACAUCUGUAGAGUUAUGUCCAUGACGGCUGAUCAGCACCAGCUUGAGUGCGUCUGUCUGUGUGUGUGUUUGUGUUUGUGUGGACUGGAUCACCCCUCUGUACAGAUGGAUUGGUUUCCCAUUGCAUGGUAUAAUAAGCCCUGGAGCUCAUAUUACAGGGGGAACCUCAAAGCCGUUAACAUGAAACUGGGGUCUGUCUAGGCUCCAGGCGGUAGCAGCCUGCUAGACUCAACACUUAAACGUAUGUUAUAGAACCAUUUUCAGUAGUCUUUCUGGAGAACACACCUUAAAGUGAUGUUUGUAUAAGCAAGGGCAUUCUUGGGGUUAAACAUUCCCAUGCAUUCCCAUGUGACUUUGUAUAUUUUGUACAAGUAAAAUAAUAUAUCACAAGCAUUAAUUCAUCGUGAUCUGGGAAGUUACCAGUAAUAGCAUGUCAUAAAUUAUGGUAAAGUAUUAAUCAACUUGAACACGUGACAAGUCUUUCAGUAUUAUUUGGGCACCAAUGCUGACGACUUAAUUUGACUUGGUUAGAGAUCAAUUAAUUCAAUGCUUUUGUUACCAAUGACCGACUACACUCCAAAAGCCAAACACUCUUACAUGGGUUGCAUAGGGUUCAAUGGAGAAAGGUUUUUCCUCCUGAGAUUGGCAAUGAGUUGAACCCUUGGCACAGUUGACUGAGACUUUGUUGUGUCCCAAAUGGCACCCUAUUCCCCAUAGGCGCUGGUCAAAAGUAGUGCACUAUAUAGGGUAUAGGUGCCAUUUGGGACACAACCUUCUUUUCAGGCGUUGAAUAGUGACGCUUCAGUAGCCUCAGCCUGUGCUUUGUUCACUCAUCACACCCCAAGCUGUCUGGCUGUAGGCGGAGGGAGAGCUGAACAGCUGGGGUCCUUAGCCUCAACACCUGAUUGCCUCACCAGCGAAGCAGCAAAGAAUGUUCGGGAGUGUUCAGUUAGUGUAAAAGUUGACAUGAACUACAUUAUAAGGAAUGUAGAGUUGAGGAGCACUGCCAUGGAAAAACACAAAUUUGUUUGGAAAGGCUAACGCCAUGAAAGUCUGAAAUUUUAGAAGUGAGUGCACAGCAUAAACACGAGGGAGGGAGGGGUAUUUAUAAAGUGUCUGAUGAAGGCUCGGAGACUGUGUAAAAAGCAUAAUUACAGCCAAUAGGUUGGCUGGGAGAGCCGUAGAGGGACCAAGGUUGGACCAGCAUCCCAUGGGUGUUCUAUUUUGGUCCAUUAAAAGCUAUUAAUGAAACUAUUAACAUUCACAGCGUUUGGGUUGCUGGAGGGUUGGGAUUUGACCUGAAAGCAGUGGUUGCUGAGUACACAGUAUACGGAAUGAUAAUCUUCUGCUGAAAUAGUGUUGCCUGAUGACUAUUGAUCUAUUCUACAGUGAAAUCCCUUUGUGGUGCUAGAGAGACACUCUUAAACCAUACCUUAAUUAGCUGAGUGUUGAUAUUUACUGUAUGUGGUAACUGUCACAGGGAUAAUGAUUUGGGAUUUCAAUAAUAAUGGGAUCUAUCUAACGUGGUGAUAGCUAUGAGCCUCUCUAAGGUCUAACUCAGUUUAUUUUCUAUCUGUUUAAUGUAGAAUUGACUGCGCCGGCAUCCUGAAACUUCGCAACUCGGAUAUCGAGCUGCGGAAGGGUGAGACGGACAUCGGGCGUAAGAACACACGUGUGAGGAUGGUGUUCCGGGUUCACUUCAACCAGCCCACAGGAAGGACAUUGUCCCUGCAGGCUGCAUCCAACCCCAUAGAAUGCUGUGAGUACACCUUCACUAUCAGCCUGCUUUAAAAUGUAUGAUUGCACUUUUGGGCUGACAGCCAUGCUACGAAGAGUCUUUCAUGUGAACUGUGCAAUAUCUUAUACUGGGGGGGGGGGGGUUAACAUGGCAGAUUAUUUUGACUUUGGUAGAUAAGCACCAUUGACCUUAUAAAGAACUAGAUAUAAAUCUGGUAAUCUCAUGGGUUUCUGGCUGAGAAUCACACCACCGAGAUCAAGUGCUAUGAGGUAAAUGAGAAAUGUGGUUAAACCAUGAUCUCAGCUCUUAAGAAUAGACCAUUGUCGGUCGCUGAUAUACUGCCACAAAACUGUUAUUGACUGAGCCUCUUUUUUUCUAAUGUCGAGAUUAAUUGUCGGAAAGAUUCUUUGCCAGAUUUAUUUUUCAUUUGCAAACAUUAGAGUUUUAUUAAGGAAUAUCACACACUUCAAGGCGGUUGAAGUUAACCAAGAGGUGAUGGCCAAGUAUGAUAAUGAUGGCAAUAAAUUAUUUGUAAAAACAAUAAUUUGAGAAAAUGAUACAAUAACAAAUACUAAAUGGAUCCAUGCCCUCACCCUCAGGUCAGUGGAACCCUAUGUCUCUAGAGCUAUUGGCUCAUGGCAUUGCUAGGGGUGAGGAUUCUUUAAGAGUUGUCAAGCUUGUGAAAAUGACUUAGUCUGGAUGCUCGGGGCUGCAUGGGGAAUGGGUUUGUAUUGACUCUGUCGUGAGGAUAGUGUUUGUCCCCCUCCUACAGCCCAGAGAUCAGCCCAGGAGCUGCCCCUGGUGGAUAAGCAGACCUUAGAGACAUGCCCUGCUGCUGGGGGAGAGAGGAUGCUCCUCAGUGGACACAACUUC